Molecule: messenger RNA, 2142 nt
Organism: Arctia plantaginis
Lineage: Eukaryota; Metazoa; Arthropoda; Insecta; Lepidoptera; Erebidae
Source: the annotation of a GenBank genome assembly
AUGGCGUGGCGAUCUAGCGAAGAAACGUUUUAUGAUGCAUUGUCGUAUAAAGUGAAACAUUCUAAGCGAGUUUUCUUUCUAGUAUGGCGGGGAAGUAUUUACAAACUGGUUUGGCUCGACCUGCUAGUGUUUCUGCUUUUGUAUUAUGUACUCAAUUUAACAUAUCGGCUAUUAUUGGACGAACAUUCCAAAAGAGUGUUUGAAGGUGUUGUAAAUUACUGCAGUUUCCACGGGAAUGUGAUCCCUCUGUCGUUCGUGUUAGGGUUCUAUGUUACUGUUGUAAUGAACCGCUGGUGGAGUCAAUACACAACUAUACCGUGGCCCGACUCUAUUGCCGUUUUCGUCUCCGCCACAAUACAUGGUCAGGAUGAGCGCGGGCGUCUGAUGCGACGGACUAUAGUCCGCUACGUGUGCCUCUGCCUCACCAUGGUGCUCACGAUGAUCUCACCCAGAGUCAAGAAACGGUUUCCUACACUGAAUAACUUCGUCGAGGCAGGUCUCCUUCUAGAAAAUGAAAAAAAUAUACUCGAACAUUUGAAUGGCAAGUUUCCCAAACCAUCAAAACACUGGUUACCAAUAGUAUGGGCAACCAGUAUCGUGACCAGAGCCCGCAAAGAGGGUAGAAUAAGAGAUGAUUUUGCUGUAAAAACGAUUAUAGACGAAUUAAAUAAGUUUCGGGGCCAAGCUGGGCUACUCCUCAGCUACGAUACUAUAAGUGUACCUUUAGUGUAUACACAGGUAGUUACCAUAGCAGUAUAUUCUUAUUUUAUAACAUCUGCCGUGGGCAGUCAAUGGGUGGACAAUAAGUUACAAUCUCCAAGCGAUUCAACGCAAAUUAGCAAUAUAGACUUGUACUUUCCAAUAUUUAGUACGCUAGAAUUUUUCUUUUAUAUGGGGUGGCUUAAAGUGGCUGAGUCACUGAUUAACCCCUUCGGUGAAGACGAUGAUGACUUUGAAGUGAACUGGCUGAUAGACCGUGAUUUACAAGUGUCGUAUAUGAUUGUGGACGAGAUGCACCAUGAGCACCCUGAGCUUAUCAGAGAUCAGUAUUGGGACGAGGUGUUCCCAGCAGAGCUGCCGUACACGCUAGCUACUGAGAACCAGCGAGAGGCGCAUCCUGAGCCGUCGACCUCACGCGUUGCGGUGCCACUACGUCAGCGGAGCAUGGUGCUGUCUGCGCCUUCUAACGUCAAGAUCGACGAGAUGGCCCCGUCCAACACCGUGAGUUACAAGUUCGACCCACCAGAGCAACUACAGAUGAAUGACGAUGCUGUUUCGGGCAUUCAUUUCAUCGUUAACCGCGGAAGUAAGCGUGGAAAGCGCGAUGACAGAAAUUCCAUGGGUUCUACGAACUCUAUGGCGUCACUGCAGCAGACACCAAUGACAAGAACCAAUUCCGUUACAUCAAUGUUAAAGAGACUCUUCUCCAAAGACGAAUCAAAAAACACGAAUCCUGGCUCACAGACAGAUGGUGGAUCGCGUUUUACAAUAUCCGCGAGUAAUCCGACCUUGAAUAAACCAUCCACGGCUGGCGGGAGUAUGAAAAUUGCCAAUGAGAUCAUUGAGGAAGUGGAUGAACAGGCCACGAUCACAAGCAUGGGCAAACGACCAGAAAAUAGGCCUACAGCAAUGAGUUUGUUCCAAAAGCCUCCAGUGCCGAGUGAACCCGUCAACGUUCCGUCCAGAAACUCCAACGUAAACAGCAACAACUCACACACAAGGCUGUCCUCGUCAGCUCCAACACCGUGGGGGGCGAAACCCCGUGAAGCAGGAGACUUGAGUCCUACUGCACAGUCGCUCACUACGCAAGACUCGUUCAAUUUGCCCAACGCGCGGUCGAGACUAGACAGUGAUGUCGGACCGUCCUUGAGUGCUGCUGGGAGCCAAACUUUGUUAGACGAGGUGGACGGUGAUGGUGCUGACACCGAUAUGGAUGACUUUGACCGUUUGCGUAGCACACGAGAGCAACAUCGUCGAGAAAAGUACCUACAGAAACUUAUGGCCCGCUCUGUGUCCGCACAACAGCGAACAGGGAGCAUGGAAUUGGUUGAUAAUGACCUUUUAUUAGAAGAUCUACUAACACAGUCAUCAUCGCUGAAAAAAGAAGACAAAUCAAAGAGUGAAUCCAAAGAGAGCACUUGA